Molecule: messenger RNA, 2595 nt
Organism: Ophidiomyces ophidiicola
Lineage: Eukaryota; Fungi; Ascomycota; Eurotiomycetes; Onygenales; Onygenaceae
Gene: SWI6
Product: transcriptional regulator swi6
Exons: 3
Coding region: 1-2595 (864 amino acids)
Cellular component (GO): MBF transcription complex; SBF transcription complex
Molecular function (GO): DNA binding; transcription coactivator activity; protein binding
Source: RefSeq, a predicted model, not a curated record
AUGUCUGUCUCACAGAGCAGCGUCGCCCAUCCUAAUGGAUCCGCCCUGUCGCAGCCCCAAAGAGCCUCUUUUACUACCUCCCAGCCCGCGCGGUCUGCUCCUGCUAGCUCACCUCCACCUUCGUCCUCGCAACAGUCAAUCUCCGCAAGUUUCCCUAAGGCCGGUCCCGGUAUCAGGUUGAGGGAAGAUCAUAGUUUUGGAGUGUUUGGCGACAAAGCUGACUGCGAAGACAACAGCAACAGUCACCAAAUUUAUACAGCUGUCUAUUCCAACGUAUCAGUGUACGAAAUGGAAGUCAAUGGCGUUGCCGUAAUGCGACGCCGGUCGGACUCUUGGCUUAAUGCUACACAAAUCCUCAAAGUAGCAGGUGUUGUCAAGGCAAAACGCACAAAGACUCUGGAAAAAGAAGUGAUUUCUGGGGAACAUGAAAAGGUUCAAGGGGGGUAUGGAAAGUAUCAAGGUACCUGGGUCAGUUAUGAGAGAGGUGUGGAGCUGUGCCGACGAUACCGGGUGGAACACCUUUUGCGCCCCUUACUUGAAUAUGACAUGGGCCAGGAUGGCAUAAGUCAAGCUGGACAUGGGGCCAUUCACACCCCGACAAAGGAGCAAGCUAUGGCCGCUCAAAGAAAGCGACUUUUUUACACAGAUAGCCAAAAUUCUUCGGCAUCACAAGGCACGUUUUUUCAAAGUAUCUCCCGCACUGCAGCCAGUGCUGUAAGUGCUAUCAACAAGGCACGGUUUGAUUCUCCCAUGAGUCGGCCGUCGGACAGCCGACAAUCUAGCACAAUGAGAAAAUUAUCACAGAUGAGUAGCCAGGAAGCUCACGUUCCUUCCAACAAUCAGCAGAGCAUGUUCAGUGUGGCGUCGGAUAGUGGCUUUGCAAGCAACCUCCCCGCCAGCCAAAGAAGUAUGAUGGAGCAUGGAGAAGAGUCCCAGGAGCCCCCGCGGAAGCGUAUGCGGUCGUCUUCCACUGUUCAACCCCAUUCUUUCAAUGCGCCCAUGAACGAUCCCACCCCAACCGAGCCGAAUGAAUCAUUUUAUCAGCCAAUCGAAGCACAAGUAGAUGGUGCCAGCGACUACGCGCACGGUCUAAGGCCUUUACUGCCACCCACUACACCUGAAAGAUACCAAAAAAUGAAACUUAUAAUGACGUUGUUCCUGGACAAACGCACCAGGGAUUUCUCAACCCAUCCUGCUUUCCUCACGCUAACGAGCGAAGAUCUAGAAAUCCCACUUGACGAGUAUCUUAAUAGUGCUUUACACUGGGCUGCCAUGCUGGCUCGUUUACCGUUGGUACACGCUCUGGUUACGAAAGGAGUCAGUAUAUAUCGACUUAAUGCUGCUGGGGAAACGGCGCUACAAAAGGCAGUUGGUACCAGGAAUAAUCUUGAUUAUCGAACUUUUUCAAAAUUACUGCAAGUCCUUGCUUCCACCAUUGAGAUAAUGGAUCACCAUGGAAGAACAGUUCUGCAUCAUAUCGCGAUGAUGGCGGCGACUGGAGGUGAUGGCCAUGUCGCUGCAAAACAUUACCUAGAAUGCCUACUUGAAUUUAUUGUGCGGCAUGGGGGCCCUUCGAAUAGCCAACAAACGCAAAUCAAUGGUAAAAACGCGCUUGCAGAUCCUGAGAGGCUUGAGAUCAUUGGACUGGGGAGGUUCAUGUCAGAUAUGGUAAAUAUCCAAGAUGACCAAGGGGAUACGGCACUUAAUCUUGCAGGAAGAGCACGUACCAUUCUUGUGCCCCAACUACUAGAAGUCGGUGCCAGCCCGCACAUACCUAAUCAUACUGGGCUUAGGCCAGCCGACUAUGGGGUUGGCGUUGACAUGGUUAACAAUGGUGAAUCAGGCCAGCAAAAUGGGGAUUCCAGCGAGUCGUUUAGCAACCAUCUAACAAGGACCAGAAAAGAAAUUCUCAGCUUCACAAUUUCACAGGUAACAUCUGCUAUAGAACAGUCAUUCAAUAUGGUGGACCGAGAUCUUUCCGACGACUUAGAUAAGAAGCAAGAAGAAUUUGAUGGUUGGCACGCUAAGAUUCGCGAAAGCGCAAGACUUCGCCAGAUUGAGCAAGUCGAACUAGACGAAAUCAAGAAAAGAGCCGGUGAACGUGUUGAACUUCAGCGGCAAACACGGAACCUGGAACAAUCAGCAGAAGAACUCGAUGGUGUAAUACGAACAAUGCAGGGUACGGGAUUAGGAGAAAGCACAGUUAGCGAUAUCCAUGAAAGGCGGGCUUUAUUCGACGCAGAUAGAUUCCACGCAUUGUUCCCUGACAUACUUGAUGCUUCAACCGGCUUCUCAGAUGAGCAGACAGCUUAUCUUUUGGGGCAACCUUCUGCCAAGAAGUUAGAGUCGCUUCUAAAAGCCUAUGAGGGGCAAAAUAAGAAAAUCACUGAAGAAAUCGAGAUUCUCAAGUCGAAGAACGUUGUACUGGGCGAACAAUACCGCCGCAUGGUAAUGGCAUGUACCGGAUGGACCGGUCAGCAAGUCGAUGCGGCUGCUGAGGGCUUGACAGAGUGCGUGAAAGACUUGAAUCAAGAUCCAAUGCCAGAGGAAGUGGCACUCGAGAUUCUGAUGCAGGACCGUGGCCAGGAUUGGUGA